Messenger RNA from Diaporthe amygdali, 1734 nucleotides. Its product is annotated as cellobiose dehydrogenase. Gene Ontology annotation, molecular function: flavin adenine dinucleotide binding; oxidoreductase activity, acting on CH-OH group of donors. The coding region runs from base 1 to 1734 and encodes 577 amino acids. The record is from RefSeq and is a predicted model, not a curated record. NCBI's taxonomy places the organism in Eukaryota, Fungi, Ascomycota, Sordariomycetes, Diaporthales, Diaporthaceae. The transcript is spliced from 2 exons.
AUGAGAGGAUCACUCAAAAUCUCGGCAUUGGCCCUGCUGCUGCAGCAUGCGACAGCGGCUCCUGUGACUGGGAGGGCCGAGGACUGGACGGCUGAUUCCUACGAUUUCAUUGUGGUAGGCGCUGGACCUGCGGGUAUAAUCGUCGCGGACAGGUUGAGUGAGACGGGCCUGAAGACGCUGCUCUUGGAACAAGGAGGACCAUCAUAUGGAAUCACAGGUGGCACAGAGAGACCCGACUGGCUCGCCGGCAGCAACUUAAGCCGUGUUGACGUCCCUGGAUUGUACAACACCAUCUUCACAGGAUCUGAGACCCUCACAUGUGGCGAUAGAAUAAAAGCCUACGGUGGCUGCACCAUUGGCGGCUCAAGCGCCAUCAAUGCGGGCUUGUUCUUCGAGCCUCCCGCAUCGGACUGGGAUGAUUUCCACCCGGAUGGUUGGAAGAGCACUGAUGUGAAAGCGGCAACUCAGAGGCUGUACGCGAGACAACCUUCCGUCGAGGUUACGUCUCCAUCCAAUGUACAGACCAGCUAUGAGGCAGCCAGGAAGUGGCUUGUCGAUGGAGCAGGAUACUCGGAGGUUGUCUUCAACGAUGUGCCAGAUCAGAAGCAGGCUGUCUUCGGACACACCUCUUACGACUACAGCAACGGGCAGCGCGGCGGCCCCGUCACUACUUACCUGCAAACCGCCCUGCAGCGACCAAAUUUCUCGCUUCAGAGCAAUGUUACAGUCUCCCGAGCUGUGCGUACGGGCUCCAAAGCUACGGGAGUAAAGGCCAUAGUCGAAGGCGUUGAGACCACCAUCAACCUCAGCUCCACUGGCCGCAUCAUCUUCAGCGGUGGCGCAGUUGCCAGCCCAGCACUCCUGAUGCAAUCAGGAAUUGGACCUGCAAACGUUCUCACCACCUUGCAUCAAGCUGGCGCCCUGGACCCGGCUAUGACACCCGAGACGUGGCUCAACAACAGCGACGUUGGUGCCGGACUGUUUGACAACCCCAACACAUUCAUUGAGCUGACCGCCCCAACUCUGGACUCGUACACCUACUCCUACAAGUCUCCCAUCGAGGCUGACCGGGAGCUGUAUUUGAACAGCCGCUCCGGGGCCUACUCUUACGCAGGUCAGACUUCUGCUUUCUGGACCUAUAUCAAUCAUACCGAUGGCUCCGCGCCAACCGGUCUUCAAGGCACAAUCGGCACAGCCGGAUACUCCGAAUUCACCAACGAUAGCACGAUAACGCUUAAUAUCUAUGGUACCUCCGGUCUCCUUUCUACAGGCCAGGUUUCCCUUGUCCAAGACUCAGAGACGGGCAAGUUCAUUCCCAGCGGUGGUAGCGGUAACUUUUACUCCGACCCAGCAGGACGCGACGCCGACGAUAUCGCCCAGUUCAUCUGGGACCUGUUCUCGGCGCUGGACAAGAGUGACUCCGGGCUAGUGCCGCUCAAUAUCGCCAAGGGCGCGACCAAGGAGGAGAUCAAGACUUACAUCACGACGCCGUCUGACUACGCAGUGGGUAUGGUCAACCACUGGAGCUCGAGCUGUCGAAUUGGCAAGUGCGUGGAUGCCCAGACGAGGGUGAUCGGGAUGGAGAACCUGCACGUGGUUGACGCGAGCAUCGUCGCGCCGCUGACGGUCAAUCCGCAGUUUGGUGUGAUGGUUGCUGGUGAGAGGGCAGGGGAGCUAAUUAAGGGGCUAAACAACUCGACCGAGGUGGGAGCCAAACUUGCUGUUAAUUUGUAA